AUGUAUGUUGAUAUGUUUGGAAGGAAACACAAACCCCCUGAUGCUGAAACCAGUGAAUUGAAUAGCACAAAUGUCCAUAUCAGGAACAUUAGCAGCAGCGGUGUGGAGGCACGUAAAAAUACACCAGAAAGAAAAAGGCAUAGUGACAUAGGCUUCAACAUAGAUAUUAAUCAAACUUUCACAUUCGUGAAAAAUAUAAAAAAGCAAAAAAGUUUAUAUAAUUCUUUGGUAGAGUUAAUGGACAGAAGGCUAUGGGAGGCUGCUCAGAAAGGAGAUGUUCAUCACUUGCAAAGCUUGAUCAAAGAAGUCCCUUUUUUGCUUGGGGCAGUUUCAUUAGCAGGAAAUGGAACUCCUCUGCAUAUAGCUUGUUUGAGUGGCCAUUCUGAGUUUGCUAAGGAGAUCAUUCAUUUGAGGCCAGAAUUUGCAAGAGAACUAAACCAGGACGGUUUCAGCCCUUUGCAUAUUGCCUCAGCAAAUGGGGAUAUAGAGAUUGUGAAGCAGCUCUUGAGCAUUGACCGUAAUCUAUGCCUUCUCAAGGGGAAGGACAGAAGAAUUCCUCUUCACUAUGCAGUAGUCAAAGGCAGAAAACAUGUCAUAAUGGAGCUUCUUGUGGCUUCUCCGGACUCUGCAGAAGAAGUGACUGCUCGUGGCGAGACUUGUCUUCAUUUAGCUGUCAAGAAUUAUCAGUUUGAAGCAUUCAAAUUAUUACUUGACAACCUCAAGGAAUUUAACAAGUAUGAUCUCUUAAACAAGAAGGAUAUCCAAGGAAACACUGUUUUGCAUCUUACUGUGUCGACUAAGCAAUACGAGGUUGUUGAUCUAUUGCUCGAUGAAAAUGUUAUUGGUAAGGGCACUAUUGAGAUGAAUUCUUUGAACAAAGCAGGCCUUACACCUUUGGAGGUACUACUUAAGGAAUCUGGAGAUAGAGAUAUUGAGGAAAUUCUAGGAGCAUCUGGUGCUGUAUCUGUUGAAAACUUACAGUCAUCGCAACAAGAAGCUUUGCCCCAAUCUUGUGUUGUUCCAGUACAAGAUCCCUCAAAUGAACAACCUAGCAGAGAGCAAAGAAGGGACCGGUGUCAAUCUCGCUCUAAGAAGCUUCAAGAUUUCUUCAAGUACAAUAAAACCAAAGAUCCUCCAGGAAAAGUAAGAGACACCCUUCUUGUGAUAGCUAUUCUAAUUGCAACAGCAACUUAUCAAGCAGUGCUUAGUCCACCAGGAGGUGUUUGGCAAGAUAGUUAUUGGCUCGAGGCCAAUAACAGCACCAAUAAUGAUGGCAAAAUGCCCUUGCCACAUAUCGCUGGACAGUCAGUGAUGGGAACCAACAAUCCAAUUACCUAUGGCUUGUUCUUGGUUUUCAAUUCCAUCGGAUUUUUCGUGUCCCUUCACACGAUAAAUUUCCUCACCAUAGGAUUUCCUUUGCAAUUGGAACUGCAAGUUUCACUUGUUGCCUUGGUAGCAACCUAUGAUACUGUGAUGUCUGCCAUAACGCCUAACAGAGGAAUUUCUCUCUUCUUUUUUAUCUUUUCUUCAGUCUUUCCAAUUUUGUUGCCUUACAUUACAAAAUUUGUGAGAAACUAUUGCAAGAAACCUAGAUUCUUGUCAAGAUUUAUCAACUGUCCAGCUACUUGAGCAACAUCUUCUUGUAUUAUAUUCUUCCUUUGAGGUUCAAUCAGGAUAUAUUGCGAUUCUAAAAUAAAACUCGUGUACGAGAUUCAAUUACAAUCUCUUUUUCUUUAUCUCUUACAGAUAUUUUCUUCCAAUCAUCCUGGUUAAUUGAUGAUAAUGGAAAAAAAAAACUCACUGGGACAUUCAUAAUCAUUCAUCAAAUUAAAAUCAUAGAAGUCCUUUUGAAUUUGAUCCCAUGUUCUUGAGAUGAUAGGAUCUCAUAGAUGUUGAUCAAACUUUAACAUU
Messenger RNA from Lycium ferocissimum, 1911 nucleotides. Its product is annotated as ankyrin repeat-containing protein BDA1-like. Gene Ontology annotation, molecular function: protein binding. The coding region runs from base 1 to 1629 and encodes 542 amino acids. Lineage: Eukaryota; Viridiplantae; Streptophyta; Magnoliopsida; Solanales; Solanaceae. The record is from RefSeq and is a predicted model, not a curated record. The transcript is spliced from 4 exons.